AGGUCAACCUCGCAGCUAAAUUCACAAGCCACCAACCAACCAAACAACUUGCUCCAAAACCUCUUAUCUCUCUCUCUACCGAUAAAAGAUGGCAAGUACUAAUCAUGAAACCGCUAAAGCCACCCCUUCCUCAGUGGACAUGGCCAAUCCGGAAGAGCUCAAGAAGGUUUUCGACCAGUUUGAUUCCAACGGCGACGGAAAGAUCUCUGUGGCUGAGCUCGGAGGCGUUCUAAAAGCCAUGGGGACUUCAUACUCGGAGACUGAACUCAACCGCGUGCUGGAAGAUGUCGACGCCGAUCGCGACGGCUACAUCAACGUGGACGAGUUCUCUACUCUCUGCCGCUCGUCUUCCACCGCGGCAGAGAUCCGCGACGCCUUCGACCUCUACGACCAGGACAAAAACGGACUCAUCUCCGCCUCUGAGCUCCACCAGGUCCUUAACCGCCUCGGGAUGUCGUGCUCCGCCGAAGAGUGCACUCGGAUGAUCGGACCUGUGGAUGCUGACGGCGAUGGGAACGUUAAUUUCGAAGAGUUUCAAAAGAUGAUGACGUCAUCCUCACUCACCAACAGCAACAACGGAUCCACUGCUGCGGCAAACAGUAGUUCGACCUAGCCUAGGUUUUAGAUUCGUUCGAUUUGCGUAUCUGGAUUCUCUCUACAACUGGAUGUACUUGGGACUAGUUGUUACUUUGGUUUUGUACUUUUGAAAAUGUAAUAAAGUCUUCUCUCUUUUCAUAUGGAGAUGUUUGAGAAAAUAUCGGCCUUCUAAAGCCCGUUUAAGGCCCAAAUAGCCAUCUUUUGCUU
Brassica rapa (field mustard) is the source of this 804-nucleotide messenger RNA. RefSeq names its product probable calcium-binding protein CML27. NCBI's taxonomy places the organism in Eukaryota, Viridiplantae, Streptophyta, Magnoliopsida, Brassicales, Brassicaceae. Gene Ontology annotation, molecular function: calcium ion binding. The record is from RefSeq and is a predicted model, not a curated record.